GUGAUAACCUCAAUCACUACUAUCACAUUCUAAUACCUGUACAUUCAAUCUAUAAGUUAAGCGGUGUCUCUAUUGAACAAGUAGCUGAGUAUAUCCUAGUAGUUAAAAGUAUGUAAUUAUGCCUCCAGCCAGUACCACCACCGAAGCCGGUAAAACCGCGCCUACACUUACACAAUCUACAGAUAAUACUAAAGAGCCCGAACAAGCUAGCAGGAAGCGGAAAAGGGAUGAUGAUGGAGGACAGCCCGAGCAAUACAUCGCCUUUGUCGGUCAACUGCCUUACACAGUCGGGGCGGAUGAGAUUAGAGAUCACUUAACGCGUCUGGGCAAUAUAGGAGAUGAUAUAUUGGGUAUUCGCAUGCUGACAGAGAAAGGCACAAAUAAGUCGAGGGGCAUGGCAUUUGUGGACUUCAAGACCAACAAGGCAUUGACGGUGGCGUGCAAGCUGCACCACACUAAAAUGGAUGGUCGUAGAAUAAACAUAGAAAAGUCCGCGCAAGGCGGUGGCAAAGGACUCCGGCGAACAGUUGAGAACAGGACGACUAAAGAGGCGGCGUUAAAGAAGAAGAAGGAGAGCAUCCGCAAAAUGAUUGAUCGAUUGCUUGAAGAUAAUGACGGAAAGCUUUUCGCAGAAGAUGUUGAUGAUUCGCUAUUCGAUUUUAUGACUUGGGUGCCAAUUAGCGUGUCAGAGAAAGCACUGAAAGAAUUCAUCAAUCUUGACGAGCAGCAUUCGAUUGAGAAUCGGCAAGCCUACCUGCACGGCAUGGUUAAGAAACGGCACGCGGCAACCGACACCGUAAAGAUGCACGAAGAGAAUCAAAAGGAGAAGGCCAAGGCAAAGGCCGAGUAUAAACCGAACAGCAGUAGUUUAAGGGGGCGGGGUGGCAGUCGCGGUAGAGGUGGUGGUCGAGGCGGUGGUCGAGGCGGUGGUCGAGGCGGUGGAGAUGGUUAUGACCAUAAGAAGCAACGAAAAUCCUGGUGAACGAGCGUAUAAUAGGUGCUACCGCGGAUAAAAGUGUACUAUUUUAGACGA
Molecule: messenger RNA, 1033 nt
Organism: Sphaeroforma arctica JP610
Lineage: Eukaryota; Ichthyosporea; Ichthyophonida
Exons: 4
Coding region: 119-982 (287 amino acids)
Molecular function (GO): RNA binding
Source: RefSeq, a predicted model, not a curated record